CCUUCACAUCAGCCAACAUGUAUAUGAAGACUGCCAUUCUCUUCCUCGCCGCCUCGGUCGUGGCUCUGCCCACCGCCCAGGAUGGCAACCACAAGCGUGCCGCGGUCCUGACCAAGCAGAGCUACGCCGACUUCCAGGUCAGCGACGGAGUUGCUGGAAACGCACUCGCCGAGGUCCAGGCCAAGUUCCCUAUUGACGAGAAUGACCUGGCAAACGUCGACCCCGCCGACGCCCAGAUCAUCAGCGACGCCCGGGAGGUAGCCGAGAGCGCAGAGGUCGACACCGGUGGCUUCAACGACGCCAUCGCUGCCGCCAGCGGCGCCGACGCAGACGCCCUGCAGGUGGGAAAGAUCAAGAACAAGGUCCUGAAGCUCAAACUCGAGGUCCUCGAUCUCCAGAUCCAGCAGGCCCAGGGCGGCAAGGACAACACAGACAAGAUCGCCCAGGAGCAGAAGAAGCUCGACAACAACAUCGCUACCGACAAGAAGUCCGCCGGUGACGCGAGCCAGGCGGUCGACUUCCAGGGUUAAGAGGGAUCAUUGGGAUGGGUUAUUAGACACUCCU
This is a messenger RNA of Diaporthe batatas, 564 nucleotides long. RefSeq lists its product as uncharacterized. The record is from RefSeq and is a predicted model, not a curated record. The transcript is spliced from 2 exons. Bases 18 to 530 code for a protein of 170 amino acids. NCBI's taxonomy places the organism in Eukaryota, Fungi, Ascomycota, Sordariomycetes, Diaporthales, Diaporthaceae.